Molecule: messenger RNA, 1095 nt
Organism: Laetiporus sulphureus 93-53
Lineage: Eukaryota; Fungi; Basidiomycota; Agaricomycetes; Polyporales; Laetiporaceae
Exons: 1
Coding region: 1-1095 (364 amino acids)
Source: RefSeq, a predicted model, not a curated record
AUGAGAGUCGCCGUCGUGCUACUCGUAACUGGCUUACUCCGCGGAGUCUUGGCUGAUUCUCUGCGUAAACAUAAUCAGAUAUCCCAUGCUCAAGGUCAUGGGGACAAGAGAGACUUGUCUAAUAUCUUGGGAGGCUGGGAUCCUGCUGGUGAUGGAGCGCAAUCACAGCAAGACGGCACGCCCGACCAUACAUUGACAGAUGAACGGUCUGCCAGUACGGCUUCUCGGACGGAUGGCGCUGGACUUGGAUUCCUUCUGCCGCUUUCAACUGUUGAAGAGACUUCAAAGACAAAGACGACAACCUCCCCAACCAGUGCGGCCUCCACUACUGCCAGCUCUCUCACAUCCCACUUGACAUCAAGCGAAGCGUCAUCGCAGCCAAGCGCGAUCACCUCUCCACCACCCUCGUCUACUGUCGACAGCCAAGCACACAUUACAAGCGAGCCUUCCACACCACAAGGCGGCACGUCUAGCUGGAAGAUCAUCGGAGUCGCCGUAAUCGCCUUUGCCGCCGUCGCUGGGAUACUUAUCGGCGCCGUGUUCUUCGAUCACUGGUGGAAGUUCAUUCGCGAUUCUUGCCUGAAGAAACGCAAAAAUGACGAACUGGAGGAGAUGGUCCCGGACUGGGAGAAGGCCAGCUGGGAGGUGCGCUUCGGAGAUGAUCGGCAUCGCUAUCCAUCGUUCGCAUCCAUACCCUCAACUACUUCACGGGCGGCGGGGCCAUUGCAGAGACAGACAUCCACCGAGACCAACGACUGGACUCAGAGCAGGCGGCUAUCUGGAGGCAGUCACGCUUACAGUACUGUGUUGACACCUGCAGAGAGGGUGGUUCUUUCGCCUGGAUAUCUUCCACCUCCCGACAAUGCGUAUCUCAGUGUCAAUCCGAGGCCACACGCUGGCGAUGGCAAUUCGGAUUCUCUGGCAAGGAACGGAUCCGUAAAUUCCACCAAGUCCGGCACAACGAUGACGAACUCGCAAGCGUUAGCCCAUCCUGCACCUCCUCCAAGGGCCUAUCCGGACAACACGAACCCAUUCGCAGACACUUCCAAGUCGCCCUCCAUGGUCGACGCGUACGGUGGGAUCGAAGAGAAGUGA